ACAUCUUUGUCUCCUCUCACUGUCGCCGUCUCUUCCUCUGCUCGCUGAUCCAGGCGGCGGCGUCGUCCUCCGCCGCUCGCGCCGUCUCCGGGAUCCCGCCGCCGCUCACCGCUGGUCCGCUCCUCUGCCUCCACCUCCGCCGAGCGCUUUACUUCCCUGUACACCAGUCGUCCCCCUACUCUCCACGAGCCAAGAUAGCCCAGCGCGCUUCCCAUCUGUUGCUUGCCGCCGGCCUCCCCCUGGGGUGGCUAGCUCCCUGGUGGAGGUGAGGGGGAAAGAGAGUACUCGGAUCCUUCGUUUCUGACGGAGCCCGCACCGUCCUGAUCCGGAGACGGUCAGCUCCCCCGUCGCCGGAGGCCGUCGCACAUCCACAGGUAAGCCUGUGUGUAAUUUAGACGAGGAAGCAUGAGGAGGCGACCAGGAAUCGCGGGCUUACAAAACGCGGCGGCGACUCGCGACCAAUUCCGGCUGGUCGGGGAAAAUGUGGCCAAGGUCAGGACGGAUGUCAUGAAGGAGCAGCUUGCCACAUUCAGGACACAGCUUGAAGAUUUUGCACGCAAGCACAAGAAUGAUAUUCGUAAAAAUCCAUUAUUUAGACAGCAAUUCCAUGAGAUGUGCGCAAAAGUUGGAGUAGACCCACUGGCAUCAAAUAAAGGAGCUUGGGCAGAACUUCUAGGGAUUGGUGACUUCUACUAUGAACUGGGAGUUCAGAUCGUUGACAUAUGUAUAGCAACCAGAUCGACCAACGGUGGCUUGAUUGACUUGUUAGAUCUCCGCAAACUCCUUUGUCAGAAGAGGAAAGUUGAUCUUGGAUCAUUAACGGCAGAUGAUUGUUUACGUGCAAUUAGUAAGCUAAAGGUCCUUGGUAGUGGUUUUGAAGUAAUUUCUGUUGGGAAGAAGAAGCUUGUACGUUCUGUUCCUACAGAACUGAAUAAAGAUCACAAUGGGAUACUUGAGCUAGCUCAGGCUGAAGGUUUUGUCACGAUAGAACAAGUUGAGAGAAAGUUCUCGUGGUCAACUGGCCGUGCCAUCGACGUCCUUGAAACUUUGCUCAAGGAAGGGCUUGCGAUGAUCGACGAUGGGCACAGGGACGGCAAGCGGAGAUACUGGUUCCCGUGCGUCACCCUCAGUUCUGACUCGACUGGUGCCGAUUCCAAGUCAUGACCUGUGCCAUGGCGGUUCCACUCCAUUGUUGUUACAUGUACCUGUUUCCAUCUGUUCAUUUCAUCGUGCACUGUCUGAAGCAUGGAGUUUUUGCCACUGCCUCCUGCAGUACCAUAUGUGGCAAGGUAUAAACCAAUACAGCACGACGCUUUCAGUCUUUGCAGAAUCUUCACUUUGUUUCGUGCAUCAGAA
Molecule: messenger RNA, 1356 nt
Organism: Oryza brachyantha (malo sina)
Lineage: Eukaryota; Viridiplantae; Streptophyta; Magnoliopsida; Poales; Poaceae
Product: vacuolar protein sorting-associated protein 22 homolog 1
Exons: 8
Coding region: 406-1164 (252 amino acids)
Biological process (GO): protein transport to vacuole involved in ubiquitin-dependent protein catabolic process via the multivesicular body sorting pathway
Cellular component (GO): ESCRT II complex
Source: RefSeq, a predicted model, not a curated record